AUCUCCACAGGACGAAGUUCUCGUCGUCUCCUCCUCUCAUCUUCAUCUUCAAAUCUCUGUCCGAUUCCUUGAAACACCCUCUACCUUUCCCAAAAUCCCCUCCAAUCCCCCAAUCUUUCUUUCCCUUUUCGCCUCUUGACCAUUUCUCGCUCUUUGGAUGGAGAAAGGGUAACGAGGGAAGGCAUUUUAUCAUGGAUAACUCAUGGCAGAUCAAAUGCACUUCUGCUUGGGUUUCACCUUCUCCUCCGUUGCCGCUGCCGCCCCUGCCAACGUCUUCACAGCUUCCGACGCCGUCAGGAUCUCGCAAUCAGAUGGAUAUGAAUGUGGGUCAUUAUUUUCAUCCAUGCAUUGCCCAACAAUCUGGUGCUACAGAGCGUAUGACUGUACAAGAACCCUUGGUGUUUAGUACCUUGAACUUGGGCUCCUGCAGCAAAUCUGGGAAGCCCGAUCUUGGAAACUCAUUUCUAGCUCUUCUGUCUGGAUCUUCACAGCAACUACAAUGUGAUUUUCAGCAACUGUCAAAUUCAAAACCUUCUGUUGCUGCCAGUAAGCUUCCAGUUCAUGAUAGCGGUAUCGUAGCCAGAGGUGUUGGCUGUGGAGUUUCAGCAGCACGAUUUGCAUCAUUUCCUCAACUUAAUGGCAAUGAAAGCAUGGGAAAUGGAACUGAACUUUGUCCGGUUGUUGCGUCCAGGGCAAUGCCAACCUCUGCUUGUAGCCGAGUUGCUGUUUUGCACAAUAAUCUGCAAACAACACAUUUUCAUCUUCGUGGUGCAGAGUCCGCCAAACCGGUUCUCAACCAUGCAGUCUGUGGCAGCAACGAUAUUGGGAGGGAGGCAUCAUCUCUAAGGUGGGGAUUGGUUGCCGGUACAAGUUACUUGAAUGCCAGUCAACAUCAAACCACCAAUAUCCAGGCAUCGCCGAGAAUGCCAUUGGAAUCUAUAUCUUCUAUGUCAACUCAUCCACCUGCUUUUACAAGAGGACGUCCACGUGUCUUCUGCCUUGGUACAAGUGGUAAUCUGCAUCUUAGUGACAAAGGGUUUAUUGGAGUUGUCUGCUCAUGUCAUUGUUUACCGAUGUCCGUGGCUAAAUUUUGUGAGCAUGCAGGAUCAUGUGCUGUUAGUCCUGGGGAUGCUGUCCACUUGGAGAGUGGUGAGACUAUUGUUCAGUGGCGCAGGGCCUGUUUCAUGAAGUACGGGAUGAGGCUUCCAGACGACAGUAGUGGAUGGGACUGGCCUGAUGGAAUCCCAGCAUCUGGUGGUUUGAUGAAAUGCAAUGCUACCACUAUCUCAAAAGUGCCCAAGAACUAUGACGUGUCUCAGCCAGUUGAUUCAUUUGGAGCCUUAAUAAGGUCUGGACAACCUUGGAAUGAUUUUGCAUCUCCCAACUGCCCUUACACAGGAAGGUCUGUCUUGGAAAAAUCUGUCAACAUGGUCACACAUGAUGGGCAACAAAAGAAUGCUCUGGAUGGGCAUAUUGUUUUCAAUGGCUUUGUUAGUACUUCAAAUGCCAUCUUGCCUGCUCUGUCGAAUAAACAGACGUUGCAGACAGUGAAGGAAAGCCCUAUGUCCAAUGGUCUGACCGUAUCAAAGUCUGCUUUAGACAAAGGGCAACAAAGCAGUGAGCAUCAGUCAGUUGUUGAUUACACUGAUUUCAUUGGUAAAGUUGGCAAUCCAUUCAUUGCCACCCCAAGUUCAGGAAACUUAAAAUCUUUUGGUACAGUUCCUGAUAUCAUCAGAUGCAACAGUUCAAGGGAAGCAUUUAUCAUGGAUAGGGAUGCUGUUUCUUCGAGCAUUGAGCUGAGGCUCGGGCAACCAUCUCAGCAGAGCCAAACACUAGGAGGUUCUAUUCCAUCAGCCAUGCAUCCUCAGCUGUUUGGUGGGUUAUGUGAUCCCCAAAAAUCACAAAUUUUUGAACCAUUCGUCCAUAGAGCUAUUGUUCCCGGGGUGACAGAUGGAUCCAGGCAAAACCCUCGCCAUGCUCCUGCAGGCGCAUCAGAUUCCAACCGAGUAGAAAAAGAAAGCCAGUCAAACCUUAUGAGUCAUGCACUUAGAAGCCUUAAUGCUAUGGGUUCUGCGAAACUAGAUCAACUUAAGGGUGAUGCAACAAAGAGCUCACUAGUUUCAAUGUUUCAUUCACACUUUGGUACUCUGUUGGAAGGAGAUAAACAGUCUCAGGCUCCUAAUAAUACAAUUAGUAGAAGUGAGCACUUUGUGCCCCAGAAAGAAACCAAUGGAAUGGAAAGCAAAUUACUUAUUAAUGGACGUGGUGUUCCCGGUCAUAUGGAUAGGGGUAAAGUGUUGAGAACUGUUGCUGAUAAGUGCUCCUAUAUCGCUGCAAAGCCUAACUCUUUGUUUCCUAGUAAAAAGAUGCCAGAUCCAUUUGCUGGGACACUUAAUGGGCAUUUUCUUGAUAGUUCCUCUGUGCAUGACAGACAAUCUUCCGCUUGUUUACAUCAGAAGUCUGUCAUCCUACCAGAUGCUGCAUCUAAUGCUAGAAAUUCCUCCAGCCAAUUUGGGAAAGCUCUCUGUGUUGGAAGUAGCAACCAUCCCGAACCUGUGGUUCUUAGAUCAGUAAAUUCUGCUGCUUCUGUGACUGCUGGGUCUGGUUUAUUCUCACCAGCAGCUCCAGUGGGCUUUGAUUCAUCAAAUUCAAUCAAUUUAGCAAAUUUGACAUCAGCUUUGUCGAACAAGAAAGGCAAUGAUUUAAACCGGCAUUUGCUGGAUGAGAACUUGAGACUACUCGCGCUAAGGCAUGUAGCUGAGCUGUCUAAGCAGGACCUUUCGAUUUCCUCCCUUGAAAUGAGCCCAGAACAAGGGCUGUUAUAUUAUCCUUUGUCUGUGGCAAUUCAGAGGAAGGGCUCUCAAGAAGGCAUUACAGCACCCGAAGAACUAAGGGAAGGACCUUAUUCGACCAAUAAACAGCAGGCAUCUGAAGAUCCUGUUAGAUCUCACCAGCCAUGCUUUAAUCGUUACCUGAGUAGUGAUUUCGAGAAGUUUCCUGGCAUGGAAGGUCUAAACAGCUGCUGCAACAUCUCAACUUCUAUGCAGGGAAUCUCAGUAUGCUCUAAAGAACUUCAUGUUCAGUGUCCACCUUGUCAUGGUCAUGGUGCUGAUGAUCAGCCUUUGCUGAGACUUGGGAGAACGGAAAGCAAAAUUUCUAGUGAUCCUAGUGAGCAUGAACGAUGUUGUCAGAAAGAAUCAAAUCUGCACUUUGCUGUCAAUUGCGCGUGUGCUGUUCAUUCAAAAUGUUUGACAGGAUGUUGUAUUUCCAGAGGGGAAGCCCCUAAUGAUGCCUCUAAGGAACAUACAGAAUAUGUUGGUGGAAGGGCCCCUGGACAGGUUACUUCAACAUUUGAUAAAGAUCGUAUGACUCCAGAGAACAACAGGGGUAUAGUAGCUCAUUGUGAAAUUUUAAAGAUGCAUUCUGCUCAAUGGAGAGAUGUUCCAAGCAAGGUUAUAGGUAAUUGUAACGUUACUACCGUUGAGAGGCCAGCAGACAUAUUGGAUGCCAAAGCAACGGUUGAAGAUCAACUUGCGGAUACAGCUGCUAAAAGGUCUAGUGGAACCAGUCAAGAUACUGGGCCAUUGAAAGAGCAACAGAUGUCUAAUGGUUCGUCUGGAUGCUCUGCGCCUGUGGUCACUGAGGUUUCUGUUGAAGUUAACAAUUUGGAUUCUUGUAUUUUGGAUUCUGGGGAUGAUAGAUAUGUGCAUGAUCCUGUAAUCGAUGAAGGGUCGGGAAUUGAAAAAUGUGGCUCAUCUGAUGAUGCACUUGGAGAUGGAAGCUGGGUUAAAACCACCAAUGGUACUGGUAGGAUUGUCUCCAAAAAAGCAGUAGGUUCUAAUUUACCAAAGCGAUCAUCAUGUGAUCUUAUUGACGAACUUAAGUUAAGGAAUUCCUUUAAAUUGAAGAAGGUAGGAAAUCACAUCCAAGAUGGAUGUACUCUUCAAGAGCACAUGGACCAUACACAAGAAUUUGAGCAGGGCCCAAAAGCAGAAAAGAAACGGAAGGUGAUGAAAUGGAAGAGACUGGAUGCAACUUUUCCAGUUUCUGGUCUUUCUUCGACUCAUUGUAGUUCUCCUAAGUGGAAUUCUGAGCAUUCUGAGCUGCACCUCCAUUCAUCAAAAGAGACUCCCCUUCGAGCUGAACAUGGAAAGAAGAAGACUUGCUGUAUUUAUGCAUGUGCACCUUCCAGUGUCAAACGGAAACGCUCGGCACUAUCAUCUGCUAAAACCCUUCCUCACAAGAGAAAUCUGCAUCUAUUUGAAGAUCACCAUCAAGAGUGGGAGGAUUGUUAUCAAACAAAAUUAAAGGGUGAUAUCCGUUCUCCUAAAAUACCUAAAAUUGCAGCUGAAAAGAAGGUAAAACAGGGUUGGACCGCAGAUUUUAAAAAACACUUCGCAAAGGUAAAUCAUGUAGACACUGGAAAAACGCCCAAGAAUGUCUCAAUAGGUCAUGCUAAAAAUAUCUUCAGUCAUGGGGUGGAAACUCGUGAUAAGAAGGCAAGGCCUGUAGUCUGUGGGAAUUCUGGCAUAAUUUCCAAUGGAAAAUUGGCAACAAAACCAGCAAAGAUUGUUUCCCUUAGGUCGGUUCUGAAGGUCGCCAAAAGAUGCAUUGUUAUUGAAAAUGAAAUCGAGCCUAAAACCAGUACUGAGACACAGAAGGGAUGCUUCAGUGAAACUGAAGGAUGUUAUGAAGAGAAAGAGAGAGAAAACGAAUGUCAAAAUACCAUAGGGGAGAACGAAGUAGAGCCAUCCAUGUUUGAUAUGAAGAAGACAUCUAGUAAAAAUGGAGGAUCCAAUGGUGUUCUCUUGAUGUUGAAGAAAGAAAGAAGCAAUGGAGUCCACAAAGCUUUAAAAUUUGGUACCUCUCAUGGAUGUCAUAGUACUAGGGUGAAGCUGAAAUCUAAGGAAACUCGGAAACGCAGCCUUCAUGAAUUAACAGGAAAAGGAUCGUGCCUGAAGAAAAGUUGUCAGAGUGGUUUACUUGAUGCCCUCCAUGAGAAGCAUCCCAGUUCUGCAAAAUUUCUCAGGAAGAAUUCGAAGUGCUCCCUUCAAACCGAUUUCAUUUCUUAUGAGAAAUCUUGUUUGAAGAAUACUGAGGAUAAUCAUGGUCAUAUAGGUGAACCAAGAUUUUCCAGUAAAGGCAACACAUCCCAGGCCUUCAGUUUGGAUUCAGAUGCAUUUUGUUGUGUUUGUGGAAACUCAAACAAAGAUGAAAUUAAUAGCUUAUUAGAAUGCAGUCGCUGCUUAAUCAGAGUGCACCAGGCUUGCUAUGGUGUUCCAAAAGUACCCAAAGGUCGCUGGUGUUGCAGACCAUGCCGGACAAGUUCCAAAAACAUUGUAUGUGUUCUCUGUGGUUAUGGUGGUGGAGCCAUGACUCGGGCACUAAGGAGUCGUAGCAUUGUGAAAAGCCUACUGGAGGCAUGGAAAGUUGGAGAAGGAACCAAGUCCGUUAUUUCCAUUGCCUCAUUUGAAACUGUGCAGGUUGAGUUGGGCUUAUUGAAUCCUACCUCAAAAGAUGAAACCUCUUUACUUGCAGAACGUGACUCAGUUCCUGUGAUGAGGCCCAUGAAUAUUGAACCAUUGCCUAGAGCUGUGUUGAAAAUGGAUUUUCAGAAAGACUCCGAUAUCCUAACAGAUUCAAACAGCUCUGUGGGUAAUUUUCAAGUACAUAACACUGUAACUGCAGGUGUACUUGAUCCAACUGUUACUCAGUGGGUACAUAUGGUUUGUGGGCUCUGGACGCCAGGGACACGGUGCCCAAAUGUUGACACCAUGAGUGCCUUUGAUGUAUCUGGUGCUUCACGUCCUGAAAAGAAUAAGGUGUGUUCAAUGUGCAAUCGUCCUGGGGGAUUAUGUGUGCAGUGCAGGGUUGUGAAUUGCUCUUUCCAUUUUCAUCCUUGGUGUGCACACCAAAAGGGUUUAUUACAAAGUGAGAUUGAAGGUGAUGAUGAUGAAAAGGUUGGUUUCUAUGGGAGAUGUAUGGUUCAUGCAACAAAUCUUGAUUGUCAUACCGAGAAUCAUCUUUUGGUUGUUAAACUAGAAAGCCGUGGAGAACCGGAAUUCACUUGCGCACGUACAGAGGGUUACAAGGGCCGUAAAAAGGGCGAAGGGCUCAGGAAUGAUUUUCAUGUGCAGUCUGGUGACAGCAAUGGAUGCCUGGUUACUCAGGAGCAGAUAAAUGCAUGGCUUCACAUCAAUGGGCAAAAGGCUUGCAUUAAAGGGCUUGUAAAACCACCAGCAUCAGAUAUUGAGUAUGAUUGUCGGAAAGAAUAUGCGCGUUACAAACAAGCAAAGGGGUGGAAGAAUUUGGUAGUCUACAAGUCUGGUAUCCAUGCACUUGGUCUCUACACUUCUCAGUUCAUUUCACGUGGAGCAAUGGUUGUUGAGUAUGUAGGCGAGAUUGUGGGUCUCCGUGUGGCUGAUAAACGAGAAACUGAAUAUCAGUCUGGAAGAAAAUUACAAUAUAAGAGUGCUUGCUACUUCUUUAGGAUUGAUAAAGAGCAUAUCAUUGAUGCCACAUGCAAAGGUGGGAUUGCCCGGUUUGUCAACCAUUCAUGCCUGCCAAAUUGUGUUGCUAAAGUAAUAUCAGUGAGGAACGAGAAGAAGGUUGUUUUCUUUGCGGAGAGGGAUAUAAACCCUGGGGAGGAGAUAACUUAUGAUUACCAUUUUAACCAUGAAGAUGAAGGUAAGAAAAUCCCAUGCUUUUGCAAUUCAAAAAAUUGUAGGCGUUAUUUAAACUAGUAGACUGGCCCCUGUACACUGAAAUUAGCGUUUUUCUUCCUUCUUCUAUGGUUCUUGUUGUAUAUCUUCCUGCAAUGGUGACUCUUCCAAUGUUGCAAUCCACACGGGUUGUGGGUUAUCAAUUUUUUUGCAACUGUUGCAAGCCGAGGGGAUGAAAGGGUAGGAAUAUCUCUCUUAAGGCGGGAUACGACUAACAGAAGGGAUGGCUGGAGGGAAGGUAUAUGUUGAUGCCACAUGGUCAAUUUCACCCAAAUCUUGUGUUGUUGGAGAUAUUCGGCUUUCCCAAAAUCACACUAUUAUGCUUUGGCAGUCAUAAAUGGUAGAAAGAGCUGAUCAGGCCUCCCACUGAUGUUGAGAGGACUACUGUCA
This is a messenger RNA of Magnolia sinica, 7112 nucleotides long. RefSeq lists its product as uncharacterized. Gene Ontology annotation, biological process: positive regulation of DNA-templated transcription. The transcript is spliced from 20 exons. Gene Ontology annotation, cellular component: histone methyltransferase complex. Lineage: Eukaryota; Viridiplantae; Streptophyta; Magnoliopsida; Magnoliales; Magnoliaceae. The record is from RefSeq and is a predicted model, not a curated record. Gene Ontology annotation, molecular function: histone H3K4 methyltransferase activity; protein binding. Bases 192 to 6743 code for a protein of 2183 amino acids.